Ochotona princeps (American pika) is the source of this 7445-nucleotide messenger RNA. RefSeq names its product centriolin (gene CNTRL). The coding region runs from base 392 to 7393 and encodes 2333 amino acids. The transcript is spliced from 44 exons. Gene Ontology annotation, molecular function: protein binding. The record is from RefSeq and is a predicted model, not a curated record. Lineage: Eukaryota; Metazoa; Chordata; Mammalia; Lagomorpha; Ochotonidae.
GCGGCGCGCGCGCGGCUCUCGGCAACCGGCACAACACAACAAAAUGGCUCCCGCGCCGCUCGGCGCCUGAAAGGCAGGGCCCGCGCGUCUCCCGCCCGGCCUCGGUCCGCUGGGCUGCUCAGUUCGGCUCCUAGGCGGACUUACCCCUUGCAGGAAUAUCUCUGUGAAAGAACGCUAACCAGUUUUAAAACCUGUAAAUCCCAAGGUCUAGUUCACCAAGGUAGUUUGUCUGUGAGGUAGACUACCUAUAUCUAGUAAGUCCAGGCUUUAUGAGAGCUGUGGCAAACCAGGGAGGGGAUCUAGGGAUGCUCUGUGGCUUGUAAACCAUCACCUAAUCUUUCACUUCAUAAUUCAUAAAAGGUCUAGAUGGGCGCCUGGCUCUAUUGCUGCAAUGAAGAAAGGUCCUCAACAGAGAGUCACCUCCAGCAAGAUGCCACCGUCAUCUCCCUCUCCGAGCCCGUCAUCUCUCACGUCCAAUAUGAGGUCCAGGUCACUUUCACCUCUGCUUGGGCCUGACACUUUGUCCUUUUAUUCUGAAGGACAGUGGUGUGAGCAAGUCGAAGUUACAGAUGAAAACAGCAUGCCUUUGGACUGCCAAGACCGUAAAAAAGCUGAUUCAUGUGUAGGAGUCCGAUAUAUUACAGAAGCUCUCAUUAAAAAACUCACCAAACAGGACAAUUUGGCCUUGGUAAAAUCUCUGAACCUUUCACUUUCUAAAGAUGGUGGCAAGAAAUUUAGGUAUAUCGAAAAUUUGGAAAAGUGUGUUAAACUUGAAGUCCUGAAUCUCAGCUGUAAUCUGAUAGGGAAGAUUGAGAAGAUGGACAAGCUGUUAAGAUUACGGGAACUCAAUUUGUCAUAUAAUAAAAUCAGCAAAAUUGAAGGCAUAGAAAAUAUGUGUAAUCUGCAAAAGCUAAACCUUGCAGGAAAUGAAAUUGAACAUAUUCCAGUAUGGUUAGGAAAAAAAUUAAGAUCUUUACGUGUCCUUAAUCUAAAAGGCAACAAGAUAUCAUCGCUCCAGAAUGUCAGCAGGUUGAAACCACUUCAAGAUUUGACUUCCCUGAUCCUACUUGAAAAUCCAAUUGUGGCGCUUCCUCAUUACCUCCAGUUCACCAUAUUCCAUCUGCGUUCAUUGGAAAGUUUGGAAGGUCAGCCGGUAACCACCCAGGAUAGACACAAGGCUUUUGAAAGAUUCAGUUUAGAAGAGAUAGACAGACUGGAAAAAGACCUAGAAAAGAAGGUGAUGGAAACCGAAGAGCUUAAAAGCAAACAAACAAGGUUCCUUGAGGAAAUUAAAAGCCAAGAUAAACUGAACAGAUCCUUAAAAGAAGAGGCCAUGCUACAGAAACACAAUUUUGAGGAACUUGAGAGUGACCUAAACACGAAAAAUGAAUUGCUAAAACAGAAGACCAUGGAACUAACGCGAGCCUGUCAAAAGCAAUAUGAGCUUGAGCAGGAAUUGGCCUUUUAUAAAAUCGAUGCUAAAUUUGAGCCACUAAAUUACUAUCCAUCAGAGUAUGCCGAAAUUGAUAAAGCCCCAGAUGAAAGCCCUUACAUUGGCAAAUCCAGGUACAAGAGAAACAUGUUCGCCAUGGAGAGUUACAUUGUUCCUAACGCCCAGGCAGUGCAGAUCAAGCUGGUGGAGCCACCUGAGGGAGGACAACCUGGAAAUGAACCUGCUAAUCCAAGAGUCUGUUCCCCACCGGGUGUACAGCUGGAAGACAAAGAAAAAAAAAUAAGUACAGCACAAACCCGACUGUCACAACUGCAUGAUGAAAUAGAAAAGGCAGAGCAAAAAAUUUUAAGAGCUACUGAAGAAUUUAAACAACUGGAAGAAGCUAUACAGCUAAAAAAACUUUCAGAAGCAGAGAAAGACCUUCUUUUGAAGCAGUUGAGUAACAGAAUACAGCUUCUAAAUAAGUCACGCCAGGAAGCUAUGGAUCUAGAAAUGCAGAUGGAAAAGCAAAGGCAAGAUAUUGCUGAGAAGCAGGAGGAGAUCAAGGGUCUGCAGACCGCCCUGGACAGGCUGGAUCCCAAAGACCCAAAGCAUUCCCAUAUGAGGGCUCAGAAAAGGGGUAAAGAACAACAAUUUGACAUUAUGAACAAGCAGUACAAACAACUUGAAAGCCGCUUGGAUGAGAUACUUUCUAGAAUUGCCAAGGAGACCGAAGAGAUAAAGGACCUGGAACAACAGCUCACUGAAGGCCAAAUAGCAGCUAAUGAAGCCCUGAAGAAGGACUUGGAAGGUGUCAUCAGUGGGUUGCAGGAAUACCUGGGGGCUGUCAAAGGCCAGGCGACUCAGGCCCAGAGGGAGUGCAAGAAACUGCAGGAUGAAAAAGAGGCUCUGAUGCAGAGGCUGACUCAAGUCGAGCAAGAGAGGGACCAACUGGAAACUGUUGCCAUGGAUGCAGAAAACAUGAGGAAGGAGCUUGCGGAGCUAGAAAGUGCCCUGCAGGAACAGCAUGAGGUGAAUGCCUCCUUGCAACAGACCCAAGGAGACCUCAGCGCCUACGAAGUGGAACUGGAGGCUCAGCUGAAAAUCCGGGAUGCUGAAGCCAGCCGGCUCAGAGAUGAGCUAGAGGAGCUCACACGGCUUACCCAGUUGGAACAGUCAGCCCUUCAGGCGGAACUUGAGAAGGAAAAACAAGCCCUCCAGGAUGCUCUCUGCACGGUCCAGUUCUCAAAGGAGAAGGAGCAGGAGAACAGUGAGCUCCGCGCCAAGCUCCAGCAGCUCCAGGAUGACAAUAAUUUGUUAAAACAGCAGCUUACAGAUUUCCAGAAUCACCUUAACUGUGUGGUUGAUGGCUUGAUUCGCCCAGAAGAAGUGGCAGCUCGCGUGGACGAGCUAAGGAGAAAACUGAGAGUAGGAGCUGGUGAGAUGAGAAUCAGUAGUCCUUCAGAUGUCUUAGGAAAAAGUCUGGCUGGUUUACAAAAACAGUUGAGUGAAAUCCUUGCGCGAUCCCAAUGGGAAAGGGAGGAAGCUCAAGUGAGGGAGAAGCGCCUGCAGGAGGAGAUGGCUCUGCAGCAGGAGAAACUAGCGAGCGGCCAGGAGGAAUUCCGGCAGGCCUGCGAGAGAGCCCUGGAGGCCAGGAUUAAAUUUGAUAAGAGGCAACAUGAUGCAAGAAUCCAACAGCUGGAGAAUGAAAUCCGCUACUUGCAGGAAAAUCUCAAAAGUAUGGAGGAGAUCCAAGGCCUAACAGAUCUCCAGCUUCAAGAAGCUGAUGAUGAAAAGGAAAGAAUUCUGGCCCAACUUCAAGAGUUAGAGAAAAAGAAGAAACUUGAAGAUGCCAAGUCACAGGAGCAGUUAUUUGGUUUAAAUAAAGAACUAAAGAAACUAAAGAAAGCUGUUGCUGCUUCUGAUAAGCUAGCCGCAGCUGAGCUCACCAUUGCCAAAGACCAGCUGAAGUCCCUGCAUGGGACAGUUAUGAAAAUCAACCAGGAGCGAGCAGAGGAGCUGCAGGAGGCAGAGAGGUUCAGCCGCCAGGCAGCGCGAGCGGCCCAGGACCUGAGCCGAGCAGAGGCCGAGAUCGAGCUCCUGCAGAGCCUUCUCAGGGAGAAAGAGGAGCAGUUUCGAACCGACGACAAAGCAAAUGCAGAUGCUGGGGUAGCAGACACACAGGUGCUAGAAAUUGAGAAACUGCAGGAGACAAUGGAGAGACAAAGGACAGAGAUCGCACGGCUGCGGCGCUUACUCAGCCUCCCCAGGCCUGACAACAAAGGGGGCAUUGAAAGCGUGUUAGAAGAAAUUGCUGAACUCCGCCGUGAAGUCUCCUGUCAGAAUGACUACAUCAGCAGCAUGGGAGAUCCUUUCAAAAGACGAGGCUAUUGGUAUUUCAUGCCACCACCACCGUCAUCAAAGGUUUCCAGCCAUAGUUCCCAGGCUACCAAAGACUCUGGUGUGGGCCUCAAAUACACAGCUUCUACUCCCAUUAGAAAACCACACCCUGGGCAGCAGGAUGGAAAGGAAGGCGGUGGGCUUCCACCUGCCUCGGGAUACUGGGUCUACUCUCCCAUCAGGAAUGGAUUGUUUAGGUCGUCUUUAAAUAGAGAUGCAGACAGUGAAGGAGGGAGUCAAGAAGAGAGUGAACUGGAUGACCAAGAGGAAGCCCCGUUUGCGCCUCCACCUGGAUACAUGAUGUACACUGUGUUUCCGGACGGCUCUCCCGUACCCCAGGGCAUGGCCUUGUACGCCCCACCACCUCCGCUGCCCAACAACAGUCGGCCGCUCACCCCUGGCACUGUUGUUUAUGGCCCGCCUCCAGCUGGUGCUCCUAUUGUGUAUGGUCCUCCACCCACCAACUUCUCUGUCCCACUCAUCCCUAUGGGCGUGCUGCAUUGCAAUGUGCCAGAGCAUCAUAACUUAGAGAGUGAAGUUUCUAGAUUGGAAGACAUGAUGCAGCAUUUAAGGUCAAAGAGGCGUGAAGAACGGUGGAUGAGAGCCUCCAAACGGCAGUCUGAGAAAGAAAUAGAAGACCUGCAUCAUAAUAUUGAAGAUCUUUUGCAAGAGAAGAAAGACUUAGAGCAUGAAGUAGAAGAUUUACAUAGAACUAUCCAGAAACAUCAACAGCGAAAGGACUUUGUUGAUGGAAAUGUUGAGAGGCUUAUGUCUGAAGUGGAAAUAGAGAAAUCACUCCAGCACCAGGAGGACAUUAUAGAUGAAAUUGAGUGUAUUGAGAAGACGCUGCUGAAGCGGCGCGCCGAGCUCAGGGAGGCCGACCGCCUGCUCGCCAAGGCCGAGAGCGAACUGUCGAGCACUAAAGAGAAGACAAAAAAUGCUGUUGAAAAGUUUGCUGAUGCCAAGAGAAACCUAUUACAAACUGAAUCAGAUGCUGAGGAGUUAGAAAGGAGAGCACAAGAAACUGCCGUUAACCUUGUCAAAGCGGAUCAGCAGCUAAGGUUGCUGCAGGCCGAUGCAAAGGAUUUGGAGCAGCACAAGAUAGAGCAAGAAGAAAUGUUGAAAGAAAUAAGCAAAGUUGUAGCAGCCAAAGACUCGGACUUCCAGUGUCUAAGCCAGAAAAAGGAACAGCUGACCGAGGAGCUUCAGAAACUGCAGAAAGACAUCGAGACAGUGGAGCACAGUGGGGAUCACCACCUGCAGGUCCUGAAAGAGACGGAGACACUCCUGCAGGCCACACGGGCUGAGCUGGAGCAGCUGAGAGGCCAGGUGGCAAGUCAGCAGGAAGAGAUGAGCAUCUUGGACAAGCAGUUGGGUCUUAAAAAGGAUGAGCUGCAUCUUCUUCAAGAAAGUCUAGUUCAGGCAAAAGCCGACCUCCAGGAAGCGCUGAGGCUGGGAGAGACGGAAGUCACUGAGAAAUGCAGUCACAUCAGGGAAGUAAAAUCUCUUCUGGAAGAGCUGAGUUUUCAGAAAGGAGAACUGAAUGUCCAGAUUGGGGAAAAAAAAACGCAACUUGCACUUAUAAAACAAGAAACUGAGAAAGAGGAAGAAAAUCUUCAGGUGGUUUUAGGGCAGAUGUCUAAACAUAAAGCGGAACUAAAGAAUAUUCUGGACAUACUACAACUGGAAAACAAUGAGCUACGAGGCCUGAAGCUCCAACACGACCAGAAGGUGUCGGACUUAGAGAAGCUUCAGGUUGAAGUGCUCGAGGAGAAGCUGCUCUUGGAGAACUUGCAACAGACGGCUCAGCAGCAGAAGGGGGAGAUGGAGUGGCAGAAGCAGGUCCUGGAGCGGGACAAACGGGACAUUGAGAGGAUGACCGCUGAGAUCCGCGCCCUGCAGCCGUGUGUCGAGUGUCUGAGCAAAGAAAAGGAAGAUCUCCAAGAGAAAUGCGACAGCUGGGAACAGAAGCUGGCACAAGCCAAAAGGGUUUUAGCGGCUACAGAGGAAACCAGCAGAGUGGAGCAGUCAAACUUAGAAAAGUUGGAAUUGAAAGUCAGAAAAGUGCAGCAGGAGCUCGAGGAGCUCCACAGGAACAAGGUCUCGGUGUGCAGUGACCUCUCCCUGGCGCAGCAGCAGCUGCGAGAGAAGCAAGAAGCAGUAGGAUCACUACAAGAGGAACUAAGCAGUGUGCAAGACCAUUUGAACGCAGCAAAUCAGGAGCUGCUUCACACCACCAGGCGCCAGGACGCACUGCUCAGCGAGCAGAGCCAGCUCCAGAGGGACAUCAGUGAGUGGGUCAGGAGGUUCGAGAACUGUCAGAAAGAAGAGGAGGCAAAGCAGCAGCAACUCCAAGUGCUGCAGGACGAGAUCGAGAAAAACAAGCUCAAACUGGAGCAGCAAGAAACGGUGUUUCAAAACCUCCAGAAAGAACGAGAAAGUGAAGAAAAAAAAUUGGAAGUCAGUAAAGUGACCCUGCAGGAACAGCAGCAGCAGCUGGACAAGGAGCUCGCAAGUCAGAAAAGUAGGCUGGACCAGGUGCUCUCGGAGGUGCUGGCGGCCGAAGAGCGGGUCAGGACCCUGAAGGAAGAGGAGCGGCAGGGAGAGAGUCUGGAGAAGACACUGUCCCAAACCAAACGGCAGCUUUCCGAACGGGAACAGCAGUUAAUGGCAAAGUCCAGUGAGCUGCUGGCCCUGCAGAAAGAGAUGGACAGCAUGAGGGCGGACUUCAGCCUCCUGCGCAACCAGUUCUUGACUGAAAGAAAGCAAGCCGAGAAGCAGGUGGCCAGCCUGAAGGAAGCACUGAAGACCCAGAGGAGCCAGCUGGAGAAAAAUCUUCUUGAGCAAAAGCAGGAAAACAGCUGCAUACAGAAGGAAAUGGCCACGAUAGAGCUGGUAGCUCAGGACAACCACGAGCGGGCCCGGCGCCUCAUGAAGGAGCUCAAUCAGAUGCAGCAUGAGUACCUGGAGCUGCAGAAACAGGUGGAAAACCAGAAAUCUCUGGAGAGAAGGCAAAUGGAAAUCAGCAAUGCCAUGAGGACUCUGAAGUCUGAGGUGAAAGACGAAAUCAGAAGCAGCUUAAAAAAUCUCACCCAGUUCCUUCCAGAACUACCAGAUCUAGAAGCGGUUUUGGAAAGAAAUGAAAACCUUGCAGAGUUGGAAAGUCUCAAAGAGAAUUUUCCAUUUACUAUGAAUGAGAGGCCUUUUGAAGAAAAACUGAACUUCUCCCAGGUUCACAUCAAGGACACACACUGGCACGGAGAAGCCCUGCGAGAGAAACUACGGCACCGUGAAGACCGACUCAAGGCCCAGCUUCGGCAGUGCAUGUCCAAGCAAGCAGAAGUGCUGAUUAAAGGGAAGCAGCAGACGGAGGGCACGCUGCACAGCUUGAGGAGACAAGUGGAUGCGUUAGGGGAACUGGUCACCAGCACCUCUGCAGACUCGGCGUCAUCCAGCCCGUCUCCGCUGUCGGCUUCCCUCGUGGAGGACUCUCAGCUGGGACAAAGUAAGCUCUGCCAACAAGUUCUACAUGGUCCAUUCAAACCGUCAGACAGUUACUGACACCGAGGCCAUUCCCAGCUUCCUGCUUACAGGUAUGUUAGAUUUUGAAGUG